Symphalangus syndactylus (siamang) is the source of this 3526-nucleotide messenger RNA. RefSeq names its product tetratricopeptide repeat domain 38 (gene TTC38). Lineage: Eukaryota; Metazoa; Chordata; Mammalia; Primates; Hylobatidae. The record is from RefSeq and is a predicted model, not a curated record. Gene Ontology annotation, molecular function: protein binding.
ACGGGGUUUCACCGUGGUCUCGAUCUCCUGACCUCGUGAUCCGCCCGCCUCGGCCUCCCAAAGUGCUGGGAUUACAAGCGUGAGCCACCGCGCCCGGCCUAAGAGUUUUAUCUUUACAGCUCUCACAGAAAACAAAUAAUACUUCAAUGCAAUAUUUCAAAAAUCAAAACUAAUGCAAAAAGCCAUGAUGAACAAAAUAUCAACAUUUUAAAUAAAGGCCAGAUCUGCCCCUGUACUUGGUCUACGCCCUUGAUUCGUGCACCCUGGGGCGGGGGCAGAUUAAACUAGGGGAGCCCAUUGGACUGAGGCUGGUGUGUGGCUGAUGGCAGAGUUCGGGCCGGGCCGGACCGGGCCAGUCCAGAGGGAGAAGCUGCUACUGCAGGAGACAGAACGAUUUUUCCGCUGCAAAUCCUUGAGAAGGGAGGAUGGGAGGCGGCGGGACAACCCAGUGAAGCCGGCCCCGAACGCCAAGUGAGUGUGUGCCAUGCGCACGCGGGUAGCUGCCGACCGCAACGACAUAAACUUGAAAGUGACCGCUGUCCCGGGGCUCCCUGCUCCCAAGGGACCCUGACAGCAGUCGCCUCCCCGGAAGGGUCCCCAGCAGGAAGAAGCCCCUGGCGAGGGGAGGGGAUUGGACCGCGGUGAGCGCAUCCCCAGGCCGGCGCCCCCGCCCUCUUGCCCCAGGCUCCAGUCCUUUGGGGGCAGGUGAGUGCACGGGGGGCUUACACCAACGCGCCCCUCCUGCCUGGCCCGGAUUCCCGCAGCCCAGUGGCAGGGGAGCCCGCGGACCCGUCGCGUUGCAGAGUAGUCCGGUCGAGCCUCCCGGGCGGGCCCGGAUCCUGGACCAGGGCCCGUCUGUCCGAAACCCACCAGUGAGCUAGCGGGAGAGCGCGGCCGCCCCGCCCCGCCCCUUUCCGCGCCCGCCCCGCCCCCUCCCCGGAAGGCCCGGGUGCUCAGAGCUCCCCGUGGACUCAGACCCGGCGCAAUAUGGCCGCACCCUCGCCUCUGCGCGACUGCCAGGCCUGGAAGGAUGCGAGGCUUCCGCUCUCCACCACAAGCAACGAAGCCUGCAAGCUGUUUGACGCCACGCUGACCCAGUAUGUAAAAUGGACCAAUGACAAGAGUCUUGGUGGCAUCGAGGGCUGCCUGUCAAAGCUCAAAGCAGCAGAUCCGACCUUCGCGAUGGGCCACGCCAUCUCUACUGGCCUUGUGCUGAUUGGCACUGGAAGCUCCGUGAAGCUGGACAAAGAGCUGGACCUAGCGGUGAAGACAAUGGUGGAGGUUUCAAGAACCCAGCCCCUGACAAGGCGGGAGCAGCUGCACGUGUCUGCAGUGGAGACAUUUGCCAAGGGGAACUUUCCGAAAGCCUGUGAACUAUGGGAGCAGAUUCUCCAGGACCACCCGACAGACAUGUUGGCCCUGAAAUUUUCCCAUGAUGCUUAUUUUUACCUGGGCUAUCAGGAACAGAUGCGAGAUUCUGUUGCUCGAAUUUACCCCUUCUGGACACCUGACAUCCCCCUAAGCAGCUAUGUGAAAGGCAUCUACUCUUUUGGCUUGAUGGAAACCAACUUCUACGACCAGGCAGAAAAACUCGCCAAAGAGGCCUUAUCUAUUAAUCCGACAGAUGCAUGGUCGGUGCACACCAUCGCUCACAUCCACGAGAUGAAAGCAGAGAUCAAGGAUGGGUUGGAAUUCAUGCAGCACUCAGAGACCCUCUGGAAGGACUCUGAUAUGUUGGCUUGUCAUAACUAUUGGCACUGGGCUUUAUAUCUGAUUGAGAAGGGCGAAUAUGAGGCCGCACUGACCAUCUACGAUACCCACAUCCUUCCCAGCCUGCAGGCCAGCGGUGCAAUGCUGGACGUGGUGGACAGCUGCUCCAUGCUCUACCGCCUGCAGAUGGAAGGGGUGUCUGUGGGCCAGCGGUGGCAGGAUGUCCUGCCUGUGACCCGGAAGCACAGCCGAGACCACAUCCUGCUGUUCAAUGACGCACACUUCCUGAUGGCAUCCCUGAGUGCACACGACCCCCAGACCACACAGGAGCUGCUGACCACCCUGCGGGACGCCAGCGAAUCCCCAGGGGAGAACUGCCAGCACCUCCUGGCCCGAGAUGUGGGGCUGCCCCUGUGCCAGGCCCUGGUGGAGGCUGAGGACGGGAACCCUGACCGCGUCCUGGAGCUGCUUCUGCCCAUCCGCUACCGGAUCGUCCAGCUCGGUGGGAGCAAUGCCCAGAGAGACGUCUUCAACCAGCUGCUGAUUCACGCGGCCUUAAACUGCACCUCCAGCGUCCAUAAGAAUGUGGCCCGGAGCCUUCUGAUGGAGCGUGAUGCCUUGAAGCCCAAGUCGCCCCUGACCCAGCGGCUCAUCCGCAAGGCAGCUACCGUCCACCUCAUGCAGUGAGCCAGCCUGGCCGCCUCCACCCUGCAGAACCUCAUUGGUGGCCUCGCUGCGUCCAGUCAGCUGCUCCACUGGGUUAGGGUCAGGAGAUGGCCGGAGCCUGUUUGUUAGGGCUGUUAGAGGGUGAUCUUCAGUUUUACAGGAAGUGGGUCACGGGUUAAUUUUAAAUGUGAUUCCGAAUCUCCAUUCAGUCCUCGAGAAGGGCCAAUGAGCAUUUUUCAGCAGUCACAGCCAGUGUGAGUGCUGCUCUUUCCAUCUGCCUUGCAAAUUCUGUUUCCCAGGGGAAUGUGUCUACUGCCUGGUGGUUCAAGGGUUGGAAGGUAGGGCAGAGGUGGGGGCUGAUUCUGCUGGGACGGGUCUUCCAGAGGCAGCCUCCCCCUGCCGUCCGUCCCCAUCCCCACCAGGCUGCCCUUGGGAUGGACCUUUUCAUUCUUUUCUUUAUAUUCUAGACAGGCUCUGUUGUCUCAUUGUGUUGCUGUCCCAUUUUUCAGGUGAGGGUACCAGGGGUAGGGGAGUGGCCUGCCCAGGGUCACACUAGGAGAGGCCCCCACCUACCUGCUGCCUUUGGACUCAGCCCCCUGCUGCUGCAUCCACCACCCUCCUUACAGAUCAGCGCGCACAUGGGGUCCUCCUGCUGUCUCUGGGGCGAGACUUGGAGCCCCCUGGGGGGCUCUGUUGGUGCUGAUUUGGACCCGUUUCUCUUUUUAAAAUGCACAUCAUAACAGGGCUUCAUGUCGAGCAUGAUUUUAAUCAUGAAUGCACUUCUGAGGUGCAAGGAUUGAGCUCAGAGCUGCUCUGUUGUGGCAAAACCCAAAGUGCUGUGAUGUGUGGCUGUCACAAGCCUGGAGCGGGUCCUGUGAGUGCUGCCUCUGUCUCAUGCUUCCCCACUGAGCGCCUCCUGAAUGUGCCGCUGACUCAGCUGUGCUGCUUUCAGCCUUCCUGUGAGGGGCGGUCCCAGUGCACAGAUGUUUUUCAAGUUCGUCAGUUUGUACUGAAAUUAGGGAUUCAUCGGGGCAGGAAGCAGGCAGGCCUCUUAGAAGGGAGAGGAGGCCUCCAAAUCUAUUGAGUCCCCACAGUUUGCUCAAGCCCAGGCAAAUUCCUGUGAUUAAAAUGAAGUAAUCAGUUCUUCCAA